CAAACCAAGAAGAAGUUAGAAAAAAAAAUAACAAUAACAACAACAACAAAAAUUGUCAGCGAUAAACAUUCUCUUUCCCUCCCUUACAUUUCCCCCCAAUUUCCCCUCUCCCCUUCUCGCAUCAUCAUCAUCAUAAGCUUUUUCUUCGUCGUCAUCUUCAUGGCAGAACUCAUAGAAAGCUACGCAUCUUCCCCAUCGACAGAGCGCGGGCGCGGAAUUCUAAUAUCCGGCGAUGCAAAAUCCAACAGCAUUCUCUACACCAAUGGCCGCUCCGUCAUUAUCAGGUACCUUGACAAGCCCCUCAAAGUCGACGUCUACGGCGAGCACGGCUACCCUGUCACAAUCGCUCGCUAUUCCCCCAACGGGGAGUGGAUCGCAUCCGCCGACACCUCCGGAACCGUCCGGAUUUGGGGCGUCCACAACGGCUUCGUCCUCCACAACGAAUUUCGGGUCCUCUCUGGCCGAAUCGACGAUCUGCAAUGGUCUCCCGAUCAGCUGAGGAUCGUUGUCUCCGGCGACGGCAAGGGUAAAUCUUUUGUACGUGCUUUCGUGUGGGAUUCGGGAAGCACCGUGGGGGAAUUCGAUGGACAUUCAAAACGGGUGUUGAGUUGUGCGUUCAAGCCCACUCGACCGUUCCGUAUAGUUAGUUGUGGAGAGGAUUUUGUAGUGAAUUUCUAUGAAGGCCCUCCGUUUAAGUUCAUGCUCUCUCACAGGCAGCACUCCAACUUUGUGAAUUGUGUUAGAUUUUCACCAGAUGGCAGCAAGUGCAUUACUGUGAGCUCUGACAAGAAAGGGUUAGUCUACAAUGGCAAGACUGGUGAAAUCAUUGGAGAGUUGUCCCAUGAAAAUGCUCAUACAGGUAGCAUAUACGCCGUUAGCUGGAGCCCAGAUAGUAAGCGGGUGCUAACAGCUUCGGCCGAUAAGUCUGCCAAAGUAUGGGAGAUUUCCGAGGAUGGGACUGGGACCGUGGUAAAGACAUUGACGUGUCCUGGUUCUGGUGGAGUUGAGGAUAUGUUGGUUGGAUGCCUUUGGCUCAAUGAUCAUAUCAUUGUUGUUUCACUUUCUGGAGCGAUUAACUUGUUCUCUGCAAGUGAUCUUGAUAAAGCUCCAGUGUUGUUGUCAGGACACAUGAAGAAUGUCACAGCAUUGACACUGCUCGAAAAUGAACAGAAGACGAUUUUGACAAGCAGCUACGAUGGCCAACUCAUCAAAUGGAUACAGGGAAUUGGUUAUGCUUGUAGAUUACAGAGGGGGAGCAAUUCCCAGAUUAAGUGUUUGGCAGCUGCUAAAGAUGAGAUCAUGACAUCCGGAUUCGACAACAAGGUGCAUAGAAUGGCUCUACAAGGGGAUGAAUGUGGGGCAGUGGAGGCGGUUGAUGUUGGUAGCCAGCCCUUGGGCUUAUGUCUCGCCAUGAACUCACCAGGGUUGGCUUUGGUAUCAACUGAAGCAGCAGCUAUUUUGCUCAAUGGCCUGAAAGUCGUGUCGACCACUAAGCUCAACUUUGCAGCCACAGUGUGUGCAAUAACACCCGACGGAAGCGAAGCCAUCAUUGGUGGAAAUGAUGGGAAGUUGCACGUCUACUCUGUCUCGGGUGAUAGCCUGACUGAAGAAGCCGUCCUUGAGAAACAUAGAGGUGCAGUCAAUGUAAUCCGCUAUUCUCCUGAUUUGUCCAUGUUUGCUUCGGCCGAUUUGAACCGUGAAGCCGUUGUGUGGGACCGCUCUUCUAGAGAGGUUAAGCUGAAUAACAUGUUGUACCACACUGCACGGAUCAACUGCCUUGCAUGGUCUCCUAAUAGCACAUUUGUGGCAACUGGGUCUCUGGACACAUGUGUGAUCAUUUACGAAAUCGGGCAGCCGGUUUCGAACCGUAUAACCAUAAAAUUGGCUCAUCUAGGCGGAGUAUAUGGAUUGGCAUUUACUGACGAUUGCACCGUGGUCAGCUCAGGGGAGGAUGCUUUUGUUCGUGUCUGGAGGCUCCCAUCGCAAUAGUAACAAUAAUGAAUAUAUAUAUUUAUAGGAGCUGCUCUCUUUCUGACUUCUGUUUCUUGUUUGAUGUUAGAGAUGAACAGCUUGAGAAUGGCAAAUAAAACGAUAGGUAUAUGAGAUGCAAAUGUGUGCUGCUAUGGUUGGAGAUGGGGGUCAAGUUUUGAUCGAUAUUCAUGCAGAGCAAGUUAAUAUUCACAAAUCACAAGAGUGUUUUUUUUUUUUUGCCAAAUAUUAUCCACAAGAGUGUUGUUUCCCCAUCUUUGAUUAAGGGGUCGUUUGGAAGUUGCGAUUGUUAAAUAGAUGUAUUGUUGAGAAUGCAUGUAUAAUAUUAUAGAAACAAUCCAUGUAUUGUUUCUGCUAAAAAAACAAAAAAA
Molecule: messenger RNA, 2360 nt
Organism: Linum tenue
Lineage: Eukaryota; Viridiplantae; Streptophyta; Magnoliopsida; Malpighiales; Linaceae
Source: the annotation of a GenBank genome assembly